CGCUCGCGCUGCGUGUCCCUGCUGGCGUCAGCUAGUGAUUUCACACACCGGCAAGAUAAUCUCUUAUCGCAGCAGGAGAUGGGAUCAAUCAACGGGGGAAUCAGUGAAAAAGGAGCAGUAUCAAAAGCAGCAGAAUCGGCAGCCUAGUAGUAUAAAGUUAUUUCCAACACAGCAACAAUCGGACCGCGGAGCUCGCACAGGAUCAGAAACAAAAAUACAGCAGGAUGGCAUCAGGACACAAACUUUGGGGUGGUCGUUUCACCGGUGAGACGGACCCGUUGAUGACGGCUUACAAUGAGUCUAUCCAUUACGACAAGCGGAUGUUUAAUGCAGACAUUGAUGGCUCGAAAGCCUAUGCCAAGGCUUUGAAGCAGCGUGGAAUUUUGGUCGAUGAGGAAUUGGAGGCAAUUCUCACUGGUCUUGAGACUGUCCGUGACGAAUGGAAGCAAGGAAAGUUUGUGCUGCAGCCCUCGGACGAAGAUAUCCAUACUGCAAAUGAACGCCGUUUGGGCGAGGUCAUCGGCACGGGAAUCGCAGGAAAACUGCACACCGGCCGUAGCAGAAACGACCAGGUCGCUACUGACAUGCGUCUGUGGUUGCGUGAGGAAAUGAAGGACGUAAAGAAGAUUCUCAUCAACCUGUUGCAAGUGUUCGCGGCUCGUGCAGAGAAAGAGAUUGACAUUGUCAUGCCUGGUUACACACACUUGCAGCGUGCUCAGCCCAUUAGAUGGUCACAUUUCCUUCUUUCCCAUGCUCUGCCUAUCACCACAGACUUGGUGCGUCUCACUGAAGUGUACACGCGUGUCAACCAGCUUCCGCUUGGUGCGGGAGCACUUGCUGGCAACCCUUUUGCUGUUGAUCGUGAAUUUUUGCGCAAGGAGCUGGGUUUCGACGGCAUCAUCAUGAACUCAAUGAACGCCGUGGCUGACCGCGACUUUGUCAUCGAAUUCAUGUUCUGGUCGUCUAUGGUCAUGUCCCACAUCUCUCGUAUUGCUGAGGACCUCAUCAUUUAUUCCACGUCUGAGUUCAGUUUCGUCACUUUGUCGGACGCAUAUGCCACCGGCAGCAGUAUUAUGCCGCAAAAGAAGAACCCCGACUCACUUGAAUUGCUGCGCGGAAAAAGUGGCCGCGCCUUCGGCAAUAUGGCCGGCUUCAUGAUGUCCGUAAAGGGCAUUCCUUCCACAUACAACAAGGACUUGCAAGAAGACAAGGAGCCCUUGUUCGAUAGCUUGAAGACUGUCAAGGACUCUAUUCAAAUCUUGACGGGCGUUCUUUCCACCCUGACCGUUCAUCCUGACAAAAUUGCCAAGAGUUUGACGGCUGAUCUCUUAGCCACAGACUUGGCCGAGUACUUGGUACGGAAAGGCGUCCCAUUCCGUCAAACACAUCACAUUUCCGGCUCUGCUGUUCGUAUGGCUGAGGAGCGUGGCACAACAAUCGACCAGCUUUCUGUGGAAGACUUUAAGUCGCUUCACCCCCUGUACGAAGACGAUGUUGCUGCGGUCUUCGACUACGAAGCCAGUGUCGAAAAGCGUUGCGCCAUCGGUGGUACCGCAAAGUCUUGCGUUGUCGACCAAAUCAAAAAUAUCCGCAACAUCAUUGCCCGGUACAAGGACUAGGGAGUUGCUAUCCUUGUUUUGCCAAUUCCGAAUUCUUCCCCAUUCCUCUUUAGCUUUGAUGUAUAUACAAUGAAAUGAAUAACACGUUUGAGUCAGGAGUUUUAUAAGGAUUGCCCGUAAAAUGUUUUUGUUGAAGAAUUACGCCGUUUUACC
Messenger RNA from Schizosaccharomyces japonicus yFS275, 1772 nucleotides. Its product is annotated as argininosuccinate lyase. The transcript has a single exon. NCBI's taxonomy places the organism in Eukaryota, Fungi, Ascomycota, Schizosaccharomycetes, Schizosaccharomycetales, Schizosaccharomycetaceae. Bases 225 to 1619 code for a protein of 464 amino acids. Gene Ontology annotation, biological process: L-arginine biosynthetic process. The record is from RefSeq and is a predicted model, not a curated record. Gene Ontology annotation, molecular function: catalytic activity; argininosuccinate lyase activity.